AUGCCGCUCACAAUCUACAUCACCGACAAAAGGCCAUGCUACUUCGGCAACGAAACGAUCCGCGGGCGGGUUGUUUUCGAAUCAACAAGUAUAACAAACCUCCACGACAUCCGAGUAACAUUCACCGGCCGAUCCAAAGCAAAAGUCCAGAAAGUCAAAGGCGCCGGCGCCCCGGCCGGGAAUUACCGCAGUCGAUGCGCGUUGUUCGAGAAGGAGAAAAUCCUGCUUCAUAUGAACGGCGAAGCCCUUGCACCGGGCAAGUAUGAAUGGCCAUUCGAGUUUGAGUUUCCGACUGCUGCUCAAUCCUCGACGAAAUGGCCCGUCAAGAUUCCGUACAGAAGUGACGAGAAUCAUCCUUUGCCACCGACUUUCGCGAUCCAGGCCGGUGACGAAGCGAGGAAGGUUUCCUGUGCGAUCGACUAUCGGAUUGAAGCGAAAGUCAUGAAGCCGCAACGAGGCCUCUUCCCAAGCAAGGCGCCUUUGUUCUCAGAGGAAGUCCGGCUGAAUUUCAUGCCUGAUUUCGCAGUAUCGGACCCUCGCGAAGACGAUCAGACUGUUCAGUUAUACCGACAGCAGAAAGAACAAGUAUUUAACAUCCGCAGCAUCCUCCUCCUCCCAGAGAAUAAAGGUCGCAGUCUAAGCGUUGGCGAGAAGAUCCGGGGCUGGUUUGCGCCGGGCCAACUGCCCAAAUUCAGUUUCACGGCUUCCCUCUCAUAUCCCACUCGCGUGGUCCAAUCUACGCCUCUACAUUGUUUCCUCAAUAUAUUGCCUCAUAUGGAGGACUCAUCUGUUACUUCCCAUCCGGACAUUUUUAUUAAAUCCGUAUCCAUCACGGCGAUCAGUCAGACUGCGGCACGAGCCGCGCCAUCGAUAAAGGGUGCGAUAUCAGCUGAGUUGGACGAUAAAAUCGAGAUCCUGUCACGGCCAUCGCUGCAUAUGCCUGUCUCGGGGACGGUCAAUCUGGGACAGGCGUUUGGCCCUCUGGUGCUUAGACACACGGAUGUCUCGUUCCGGACGUUCAAUAUCUGCAGGACGUAUAGACUCUGCACGUCUAUUUCUUUCGAGUGCGCGGGGAAGACGAACGAGUUUAAGCUGGUGGAUUUACCGUUCGAAGUCGUUGCUAAGGUUGAAGGGUCGGAGAAGAAGGAUUUGGCGUAUCAGUUCCCCAGGCCUGUUGAAGAUGCGCCGCCAGCGUAUGCGUCUUCGUCGGUUGACUCGCUGCGUUCGGUGGAGGAGGUGUGA
Aspergillus mulundensis is the source of this 1242-nucleotide messenger RNA. RefSeq lists its product as uncharacterized. The transcript has a single exon. Gene Ontology annotation, biological process: ubiquitin-dependent endocytosis. Gene Ontology annotation, molecular function: protein-macromolecule adaptor activity; ubiquitin protein ligase binding. Gene Ontology annotation, cellular component: cytosol; plasma membrane; cytoplasm. NCBI's taxonomy places the organism in Eukaryota, Fungi, Ascomycota, Eurotiomycetes, Eurotiales, Aspergillaceae. Bases 1 to 1242 code for a protein of 413 amino acids. The record is from RefSeq and is a predicted model, not a curated record.